AUGCCAAACACUACAGGUAUUGCUGUUGGAUGCGCCGUUGGCAUUCCAUCGGGUAUUGCGAUAUGCGUUGCGCUAUUCUUCUUUAGAAAGACAAGAAAAAGAUUUGCCAGGGAGGAUGUUGAGUUCCAAAAAGAUACAGAGAUGAGAGAUAUCGAUCAGGAUCUAUCGUAUGAUAACUUGGAUCAACUACGGAUUCAUAGCCGUCGCAGUGCAGGCCACGAACAUACAACCAGUACGGAAGAUUCUGAUCAGGAGAGACAUGAAAAGGCACAGGACGACAACUACAGCGAUAACAACGAGAACGGCACGUCUACUCGUAACUUGAGUAACAGCAAUAUCAAUAAUAAUGACAACAACAAGAGAAAAACAAGGUAUGUUCCUGCCUACAGGAAACAAAUGAAAUCGCAGAUCAAUAGCGUAUCAACUUCAAGAAACUCUUCGUAUUCGAACUUGCCUAACGGUGGUACUGCCACGGCGUCAAACGCUUCUAUAACUACGAACUCGACGGAGAACUUCUACUCUAACGUCCCUGUGGUUGACGGUGACAAUAAGGAUAACUCGUGUCGAAACAGUAUGGAAUUGGCCAAGUCGUUACAAAUACCCACCCCUUCAUAUUCAAAGAGACCUUCGAUGAACCGUUCGUCAUCGGCUUCAACGAUGCAGUAUACAGAUGACGAAUACGACUUGAAGAACAACUAUGACCUUGCAAACGAAGGUGAAAUCCAAGAGGAGGAUCAAUAUGAAAACGAAUUCACAAAUUACAGUGAAAACAAGAGGGCAUUCAUAGAAGGAUUAAGACCAAAAUUGGAACAACAGCAAGGACAACAGCAAGGACAACAGCAAGGACAACAUCAAUGA
Williopsis jadinii is the source of this 858-nucleotide messenger RNA. It is a transcript of the gene AIM20, whose product is annotated as Aim20p. The record is from RefSeq and is a predicted model, not a curated record. The coding region runs from base 1 to 858 and encodes 285 amino acids. The transcript has a single exon. Lineage: Eukaryota; Fungi; Ascomycota; Saccharomycetes; Phaffomycetales; Wickerhamomycetaceae.